Molecule: messenger RNA, 975 nt
Organism: Adineta steineri
Lineage: Eukaryota; Metazoa; Rotifera; Eurotatoria; Adinetida; Adinetidae
Source: the annotation of a GenBank genome assembly
AUGUCAAAUACAAGCAGUAAUUCGAAUGUACUCACAACUGUAACUGUACCAACAUAUAGUGGAACAAGUGUAAAUGAAAUUCCUUUGAUUAGGAGAUUCUGGAUGUAUCUCAUAUCAAAUUGUGCAUCAUUUAUUUGCUCUGUUUUCGUGCUCUAUUAUUUACUAUUUGAUAAGAAUCUCAGACGUGGACUUCAUAACCAUGCUCUCAUAGUUGGUCUUAUCAUCAAUCUUUUUGCGCUGGUAUUAGAUAUUCCAUUGGUUUUAUAUCGUCUAUAUUAUGGAAUUGUUUUGAUACAAGUACCAUUUAUUUGUCAACUUUGGAAAUAUAUUGAUACUGUAUCAUAUACAGUAUUACCUAAAUUAGUCGGAUGGGCUUCACUUGAACGGCAUAUUAUGAUUUUUAAUGAACGGCGAUUUUUACGAUCAAAGAAUCGUAUUUUAUUUCAUUACAUACCUAUAGGUGUAGUUGCUGGUUAUCAUAUUCUUCUCUAUAUGAUAAUAGAUUUCUUUGUACCAUGUCAAAAUACAUUUGAUUAUACACAAAAUUACUGUGCAUAUCAGAGUUGUGUAUAUCAAACUGCAUAUGCUAUUUACGAGUUAUCCACAAAUGGAGUAUUCUCAUCUGUCUGUAUUGCUUUCUUCAGUAUCGCACUAAUUGUUCGUGUUAUCUAUCGCAGAUAUCGUAUACAUCGACAUGUAGACUGGCACAAGCAUCGAAAACUAACGCUUCAACUUUUAUUUAUUGUAUCAAUAUUUUAUAUCCUUUAUUUUCCUUUGAUUAUAUUAGGUAUUUGGCGUUAUAUUAUCGGUAUAAAGAGCUUUGGUUCUCAAUAUUAUGUAUACGGAAGCUUUUUUUCUGAUUAUAUAAAUUUUCUCUUUCCUUUUAGAAUAAAACUAUCUGCUAUUGCUCCACGUACAGUGAAUAAUCUGCAACAACCAACUGGCCAAACACCUAUUACAGCAAAUAUUGCUUAA